This is a messenger RNA of Misgurnus anguillicaudatus (oriental weatherfish), 5553 nucleotides long. NCBI's taxonomy places the organism in Eukaryota, Metazoa, Chordata, Actinopteri, Cypriniformes, Cobitidae. The record is from RefSeq and is a predicted model, not a curated record.
GGCGCGCCAUGUCACCUAGUAACGACAUCUAAACAAACAUGGCGGUCACUAUAAACAGUAAAUUAAACGUCUCCGUGAAAUCUUUUAGUUUACGCUGUAAUUAGAUUUAGUUUUAUAUGUGAGUGUUGUGAGACGUAUGCAUAACAUACAACUACAAACUUAAUUUGCUAAGCUUUCUGCUCGGCAGCCUUUAUUGAAAGAACUGAGUAAACAUUUUCACGAAAAACGAUGGCCGAUGAAACUGAACCGAAAGCCUGGCCUGAGACCCCUAUUAACCGACCAUCACCAGACACAUCUCAGGAGAUUUCUCAUUUACUGCCAGACGUUGAAGACCAUUCCUCUGUAAAAGUGAUUGGUAAAGACACUGUUUUUAACCUCAAGACAUCACAUAGAAGAUACAAUAACCAUGACAAAUAUGUAGAUGAGCUGCAACAGAUACAUUCUGAAAACAACACAGAGAUUCAAAAGGCUAAAAUGCCGGAGACGCACAUCGUACAGGCCCUUCUGCAAGGCGCUGUAAAAGAGCAUGCUCGCAACAAAAUAAUGGAGGAAGAGGGUGAUGCCCACCAUCAGCUGGGUCUAGCCCCAGCCAAAUGCACUCCUGGCUAUCUUCAGCCAACUUUCUCGUAUAAUAUGCACAUCUGCACUGAACCACAGGAUGAUGGUUAUACUGUGCUCCCCCCACCUGCACAUUCACCCCAUUGCCCGUUGGACCGAUCGGAAAACAAACUCACUCUUCCUUCCUCUGCGGAGUCCAAAACGAUCAAGGCUGCUUCCCCUAAGAAAAAAGGCCAAGUGUAUAAGGCCUUGCGAAAGAAGGGACUCAGUUCUCAGAGUCGGUCAGAACAGAUGAUCGCCCUGCAGAAGCACAAAGAUCGACACGAGUUCCUGCGCAACCCACGCUUUUUGCUCCCAAAUGCCCAGUGCGGAGGAAAGUCCCUCAUUAUGCCAUGGGAGAGGCUGGUCUAUGGGGCAACAGACAGAAAAAACACUGGCAGUGCGAGUCCUGAGGCUCCUGUCCCAAUCUUCAUUGCAGAUCCACCUGUAAUAAUCUUCUCUGACUACAGUGUGGGACGAGUGUAUGAGACCGUGCUGGAGUUAAAAAACAUGACUGCUACAAGUCGUCACAUUCGGAUGAUUCCUCCAACUUCUCAGUAUUUUUCCGUUGGUUUGGGCAAGUUCCCCGGUGAGGGAGGAAUGGUAGCUCCUGGUAUGAGCUGUCAGUAUAUGGUACGCUUUGCUCCAGACUCUCUGGCCGAUUAUGAGGACAUCCUUGUGGUGGAAACACAGUCUCCGUAUCCCCUUAUUAUACCAGUGGAGGCUCACAGACCCCCUCCAAUACUGACUUUACCUGCAGUCAUAGACUGUGGUUAUUGCCUGGCAGGAGGAGUGAAGUUCAUAGAGGUUUUCUGUCGGAAUGAUGGCCUAAGUGCUGGAACAUUCUGCUUAAUGCCUAAAAAACAGUGGCCUGCCUCCAGCCUCAGGUCUGCAGUGAAGGCCACUUUUGCAGAACACCCUCCUUUUGCCAUCAGCCCUUCUCUUUUUGGUCUUCUACCAGGACAGGCCAUUGUCAUAGAGGUUGUUUUUUUCCCCACUACGGCUGAGAACUGUGCUCAGGAUUUUACCAUAGUCUGUGACAACUGCCAAGUGAAAGAUAUUACUCUUAAAGGUACAGGUCAACUGGUCGCAGUUGAAUUGGUUUCAGUAUCUGGUGGAGAAGAUCAGAUUCGAUUUGGGGAGUUGUCUGAUCUCACGGCUGACCAUUUUGUGCGGUUCGAUUCGACCAAUCCACUUUCCACCCUUCAUAAGACGGUCGUCAUAAAAAACCAUGCACACUUAGAGCUCCCGUUCCACUGGCAGAUCAUGAAGCCCAAUCUCCAAUCUCUGUUUCCUGGAGAAACUCCAGACCCCGUCACCAUCCAGCAUCAUGUUGAUACAGACAGCGUGUUCAGUAUCAGGCCAGACAUGGGUAUCCUGGCUCCUGGACAGGAACAUGAGUUCCUGCUCACAUACUCUCCCCAUGACUUAAAAGACUACCACAGUGUCUGUCACUUGCAAAUCAAGGAUGUUCCUGAUCUACAGGGAGUCAAUAAGAAUGGGAUAAGCCUCGACACAGCACUCCAUUUCAAUGAUGUGACAGUUUUAGAGGUUGAGGUGAGAGGUUCAACCGAGCCAUUGAAGGUCCUCCUUGAACCUUAUGCUAUUUUAAUACCUGGGGAGAUUUUUAUACACACCACAAUCCGCAAGAAAUUCAAGAUGUGGAAUCAUAGCAAGUCAGUCAUUCACUUUGAAUGGGAACGUAUUGUUGACAGUCACGUAAUUGAAGUGGAGCCCUCUAUAGGAGAAAUAGAGAUGAAUGAAUGCUUUGACUUGGAGUUGAUUCUCACCGGAGGGAAACCAGGUCGUUUUUCCUCCACGCUCCAGUGUCAUGUUCAGAACCAUCCCAAAACUGUAGGACUGGCCAUUGAGGUCACAUUUAAGGGGCCGUGUUGCACAGUGGGUGUACCCAGUCUGGACUUUGGUUUGCUGCAAAUGGGAGAUGAGAGCAUUUUUACUAUCCAUAUCACCAACAAGAGUCUGUUAGAUGCUCACUGGAGCCUAGACGAGCUGCCCAAUAGACAGACACUCAUCGAAGGACUGGUGGAUAUAAAGCCAAGUAAAGGUCUUCUGCCUCCUCUGGAAUCGUGCAGUGUGGAUAUAAUCUUCAGAGCUUUAUACUGCCAGUGCUUUGAGUCUGUCCUACAGCUUACUGUGCUGAAUGGGACCGGCUGUCACCUCUCUUUACGGGCAAACGUUCAGUUGCCUCAGGUGUGUUUAUUGGAUCGCAAAUUGGUAUUUGCUGAUCUGUAUGUAGGAGUUCCACAGAAGGGCACCGUUACCAUAUUUAACCAAACACUAUUGCCAGCCCACUUCAACUGGAGAAAGCUCCAAGGUGCUCAAGCACAUCUCUGCUCUGCAACCUUCAACCCAUCUGCUGGCACCCUGGAGCCCAAUGGCAAAACGGAAGUUUCUGUAUUAUUCACUUCUCAUACUGUUGAGGAGCUGACUGAAGUGACUGCAGUUUGUGAAGUGAAGGGAAUGAAGGGUUCAUUGGUACUUGGCUUUUUCUGCAAAGCCAAACCUCUCACUGUUUCUUACUCGCUGCCUCAGACUGACUGUAUUAAUGAGGGUGAACACCAUCCAAUCAUGCUGGACUUCACAGAACAAAAGCCAGUGCUCAUUGGACAGUCUGUUAAGCGACAGCUAUUGAUAACCAAUCACACCGCUAUUACCGCGCCUUUCACUGUGGAGGUGGAGUACUUCACAGGGGUACCUUCACAAUCAUCUGAAAACUUACAAAGAAGCCCCGUCCCUCUCCAUUCUGCUCAAGCUAAAAAAAUUCAGCAGAAAGCAUAUGAGGAAUUUGUACGCUGCCAGCUUGCCCAUGGAAAAGGCGCUGCAUUUUUUGUUGAACCAAACAGUGGAACGCUUGGUCCAUUUGAGAGUCUAACUAUCAACAUCAUUGCUUUUACCAAUAUGUGGGGUGAAUAUCAGGACAAUCUCAUCUGUAAAGUUGGUGACCUGGAUCCAGCUUCUGUGCCGAUCCAGAUGUCUGUGAGGGGGUGUCCAAUUUACUUUCAGUUGAUCGGACCACAGCCUAAUAAUCAGAACCAUGGUCCUUUUAUAAGAUUUGGAAGCCAUGUUUCUGGAGGAGACACCGUGUCACGCUCUUUACGGCUCAUUAACACCAGUCCUUACGAUAUCCGCAUGGACUGGGUGACCUACAACCUGGAGGCUGGAGACAGUAAGUUGAUAGAUUUGUUGGUUGCAUGUGGUGAAGCAUUUCCUCUGAAGGACGCUGAUGGAAAUGAAGUUGUUGGGCUGAAUCCAUGCGUCAUGUUCCCAUCAUGGGAUGAGAGCCACACCCUUAACAGGGAAGACACAUUCUCAUCCAUCAUGACCAAGUCUGAUGGUUUUGAAGAGGAUGAGGAAGAAAGUGAUGAGGAGGAGGACAGUGAAGCUCAUGUGUCUCAGGCCACAGGCAAGAAGCUGUUCUCUGUGUUCCUGAAACCUCAUGAAGGAAAUAUCGCAGAUUACCCAUACUGCAUCACUCCACAGCAAACAGUUGUUCCAGCAGGGGGUAGUAGCUCUAUACAUUUGUCUUUUACCCCUCUGAUCCUGUCAGGCUCAACCGAUCAAAGAUGUUUGGGUUAUGCUCUAGGUUACAUGAGCUUGGACUCCAAGAUGGCAUCAUUGAUCCCAGGCAAAGUGGAAAGAGCCCAAGGCUAUGAGCUACAGCCAUUGAGGUUGGACAUGCAGGCUUAUGUUAAACCUGCCAUUUUGUCAGUGCAGAUGGAAGAAGAUGCAGACGGUCUGACAUUCACUGCAGCUGCCAGUGAUACACUAGAUAGAGAAACACGCAAACAGAGGGAAUCCAGGAUAACACGAACGUUCCAGCUGAAGAACAAUACAGAGAUGACCUUGACUUUCAGGCUGACUACUCAACCUCCAUUCUCAGUUCUUCUGCCCCAUCAGAAGAUUAAAAUGACCACCAGCUCACCCCCUCACAGACACACACAUGGACUGUCGGGGUCAGGAGACGAGCAGACGUCACUUCUACUGCAGCCCAAACAUGACAUGCAGGUUAAAGUGGCUUUUCACAAUUCAUCUUCACUCUUAAACUGUCUGACUGAAUCGUGUGAGGAAUCAGAUGCUCGACUCUCUGCUACCCUUCUGUGCAAUGAUGCUGGAGAGAGGAAACUAGAGUUUAAGCAGAGUUUGACCAUUCAGUAUAGCAAUAACAGUACACAGACAGUAUUCCUUUGCGCUCAUCUGGCAUUACCCACGCUGCACCUUUCCACUGACAUUGUGGAUUUUGGCACCUGCUAUGUCGGACAGACAAACAUCAAAGAGGUGUACCUCUAUAACAGAGGUGGAUCCUGUAGCUACUGGACUGCACUUGCAGAUGCUGAAGUUGGGAAUGAGGUGUUUAAGGUGAGUCCAGACUCUGGUGUGUUGAAGCCACUUGAAGAUCCAGCACCAUUCAGCAGACAGCUGUUGCAGAUCAGCUUUACAGCCAGUGUUCCGAAGGAGUUCCAUACAAUCAUCACGGUGCAGGGCAUUCUUGGAGAAACCUCACUAAUGCUUAAAAUCAAAGGAAGAGGAUCAUUUGAUGAAAAAUUUCUAUCUGUUAUAUCUGACACCUGAUAAAACAAUAUUGAGUUUCACAGAUAAGACAAAUGAUCUGAAACUUUAUAUAUAUUAACUUUAAUUUUUAAACAAAUGUUUAAAAUUGUUAAAAAAAUAUAUUGUUAAACUGUUUAUUAGUUUAGAUUAUUUUAAGCUGUCCAAUGUUGAUGUUUGCAAAACAAAACUCAAAGGUUGCAGUUAAACAGUGAUUUUGAACCUAACCUUUGGAAUGCAAGAGUUUAUUUGUAACAAAUUAUUUUUUAUUGUAAUGAAUAACCGCUUGCAUUACAAAUCUAAACAAAUUUCACCAGUCCUCUAACAUUGUGUAAAUGUUAUGUAAUGAAAUGUAAUGCUUAUUAAAAACAUUCUUUCUAUAAUCUUGAA